CGGAUCCCAGUGACCCCUGCAGUUACUCAUCACUUCCUGCUUCCAGGCUGAGGGGCUGGUGGAUUGUAGAGCACCGGGUACACGGCGGCGGGGCAGGCGCCACAUAUACAGGUGUUUAUAAACAUUAAUAACCCCAAGAAGAAUGAUGGUAUCCAAGCAAGCGUUCCUUUUCAGCCUGGGCUCUCUCUACCUCUCUCUGCUCUUUGUGUUUCUCCUCAUGGACGUCUACGCCCGGCCCGCCAACAAUUCCGCCUUGAAAGUAAAGCCCCAGGACAGUAAAGAUGAGAACGAAAUUUUACCCCCAGACCACCUGAACGGGGUGAAGAUGGAGAUGGACGGCCACCUCAACAAAGAGUUCCAUCAGGAGGUUUUCCUGGGUAAGGAGAUGGAAGAAUUUGACGAGGAUUCCGAACCUCGGAGAAACAGGAAGAAGUUAUCCGCCAUCUUUACAAAGGUGGACCGGAACAAAGACAAACAGAUCAGCGCUCAGGAAAUGCAGCGCUGGAUAAUGGAGAAGACCGAGGAACACUUCCAAGAAGCCGUUAAGGAAAAUAAGAUGCAUUUCCGCGCCGUGGAUCCGGAUGGUGACGGGCACGUGUCUUGGGACGAAUACAAGAUCAAGUUCCUGGCCAGCAAAGGCUUCAAUGAAAAGGAAGUGGCGGAAAAACUGAAGAACAACGAGGAGCUGAAGAUCGACGAAGAAACGCAAGAAGUGUUGGAGAACCUGAAGGACCGAUGGUUUCAGGCGGACAACCCCCCAGCGGACCAGCUUCUGAACGAAGAUGAGUUUCUGUCCUUCCUGCACCCCGAGCACAGUCGAGGGAUGCUCAAGUUCAUGGUGAAGGAGAUCGUCCGGGACCUGGAUCAGAAUGGAGACAAAAAGCUGACGCUUUCCGAGUUCAUUUCUCUGCCCGUGGGGACCGUUGAAAACCAGCAGGCCCAAGACAUUGACGACGAUUGGGUGCGAGACCGCAAGAAGGAGUUUGAAGAAGUUAUCGACGCAAAUCACGAUGGAAUUGUAACUAUGGACGAGCUGGAGGAGUACAUGGAUCCCAUGAAUGAAUACAACGCUCUGAAUGAAGCCAAGCAGAUGAUUGCCGUGGCGGAUGAAAACCAGGACCACCAUUUGGGUCAGGAUGAAAUGCUGAAGUACAGCGAAUAUUUCACCGGCAGCAAGUUGAUGGAUUACGCGCGCAACGUCCACGAGGAGUUUUGAGCCCCCCCUGACCGCGCUCCCUAAGAGAUGCCCCUCUCUUCCCCGUCCGCUGGAGGAGUCCCGGGAAUGUAUCGAGGACGACUCCUGUAGCCGAUCGGGAAGAGCGAUAACACCCGUUUUGCUGCUACUCUGCCUGUGUGUUCUUCGUGUGCGUUAUUGAGUGGGACCCUCGCCUUCCCCACCAUGGCAGGAUUUGCACAUAAGUACUGGCUUUUGUUUGCUUCGGCCAAUUCCUCCCCUCUGGUCUCCAGCGAUACGGGGAGAGCCCGCGGGGGUCCGAUCACUCUCCGUUAUUCCUACACUCUCAGUGUUCAGAAAGGGUCUUGGAUCUCUUAUGGAAAUGACUUCGGCCGGAGGCUGGUGAUUAGGGAGCCGUCCGUGUAACAUGUAUCACGUUAACGUUCAGUUCCUAACACGGGCUGAUCUGUGCGUUUUGCUUUAUGUAAAAGAUGUCAUAUUAUCCAAUGGCUGUGAAUGUCAGAGUCCCGAGCGUCCUGCGGGACGCCGUAUCCAGAUCCUGUAAGGAUAAAUCUCUAUCGAUGGAAUCUUCGAGGAAAGAUUUGCAAGAAUUCUAAAUUUGGGACAGUCUGCAAAAAAAACAGAUUAUUCCAGAAUCACAGCUGUUCUUAUUAUCGAUUUAAACAUUUUCUGGGGCGUAGAAACCAGCGGCGCAACUGUUGGCUGCUUCGCUUUUACGAGUUUGCCACAGGCU
This is a messenger RNA of Spea bombifrons (plains spadefoot toad), 1928 nucleotides long. RefSeq names its product stromal cell derived factor 4 (gene SDF4). The record is from RefSeq and is a predicted model, not a curated record. The transcript is spliced from 7 exons. Gene Ontology annotation, biological process: calcium-ion regulated exocytosis. Lineage: Eukaryota; Metazoa; Chordata; Amphibia; Anura; Pelobatidae. Gene Ontology annotation, molecular function: calcium ion binding. Gene Ontology annotation, cellular component: endoplasmic reticulum. The coding region runs from base 143 to 1216 and encodes 357 amino acids.